CUCUAUCAAUGAUCAAUCAGGCUCUUUUCAGGUCGUUGUUUGUUUAUGUUUAGUUAACUUACGCUUUCGCCAAUCGCCUUGUUUAGUUUUAAUUAUCUUACCUCGGUUCGGUAAUUUAAAUUUUAGCUACAUAGGUAAUUUUAGCUGGGCCCGUAAAUUUGCAGUAACAACUAAAAUUCUCAAAAACUCUGAAAAGAACCAUUUUAACGCUACUUUACAUAGGUGGUCUCAAGUUGCAUUAGGCCUACCUGUUGAUCAAGAGUUCUCAGUGUUGCAUCAUAUGUUGAUUAGGCCUACCUAAAACAGGUUGAAAAUACAAUAGAAGAAUAAGGGAAAAACAAGAGAAAAAGGAAAAUCCCUCAAGUAUAUUGUUAAAUACCUAAUGUGCAUUGCAAGAUUUGACUAUGAGGUGAUUCAAUGUUGAGUUCGAGAGAGGUAGCCUAUCAUGUAACUACUAGCCACUUAACAAGGCUCAAACAAGGCAACAAACAAGGUUUCUAGUUAAAUACAAACAAAACCCUCUGAUUUGUUGGGUUUCUAAAUAGUUACUAGCUUAUGUGACAAGUUUCAAAGGGAUAAAAUUGCAAAAGUAACAAUGUUAACUUGCUCUAAAGAUGUUCUUCUCAAGUGUCCAAUAUGUAAGCAAACUAGAUCAACUCUAUCCGUGAUGAAGCUACAUAUAUUAUAUCACACAGGAGAGCGUCCCUUUAAAUGUUUGACAUGUGGAAAAGCCUUUUUCCAACAACACCAUGUAAAAAGACAUGUGUUGAUACAUCUUGGGGAGUGUCAUUAUGAGUGCACUAAAUGUGAAAAAUCGUUUUCAUCCAAAUGCGAUAUGAAGACACAUACAUUAGUUCAUACAGGAGCGAGACCUUACAAAUGCUCCACAUGUGGAAAGUCCUUUACUACUAACUCCUGUUUGAAGAGGCAUACAUUAGUUCAUACAGGAGAGAGACCUUACAAGUGCACUUCAUGUGGGAAAUCUUUUAAAACCAAAAGCGAUAUGAAGACACAUUCAUUGAUUCACACGGGAGAGAGACAUUACAAGUGCUCUACAUGUGAAAAAUCCUUUAAAACCAAAGGCGAUAUGAAGAAACAUUUAUUGGUUCAUACAGGAGAGAGACAUUACAAGUGCUCUACAUGUGGAAAAUCCUUUAAAACCAAAAGCGAAAUGGAGAGACAUUCAUUGGUUCAUACAGGAGAGAGACCUUACAAGUGCUCUACAUGUAGUAAAUCCUUUAAAACCAAAAGCGAUAUGAAGACACAUUCAUUGAUUCACACGGGAGAGAGACAUUACAAGUGCUCUACAUGUGAAAAAUCCUUUAAAACCAAAAGCGAUAUGAAGAAACAUUUAUUGGUUCAUACAGGAGAGAGACAUUACAAGUGCUCUACAUGUGGAAAAUCCUUUAAAACCAAAAGCGAUAUGGAGAGACAUUCAUUGGUUCAUACAGGAGAGAGACCUUACAAGUGCACUUCAUGUGAAAAAUCCUUUACAUCUAUAGGCGAUAUGAAAACACAUACAUUGGUUCAUACAGGAGAGAGACCUUACAAGUGCUCUACAUGUCAAAUAUCCUUUACACAAAAAAGCGCUAUGAAGAGACAUUCAUUGGUUCAUACAGGAGAGAGACCUCAUAAGUGCUCUACAUGUGAAAAAUCCUUUACGCACAAAAGCGAUAUGAAGACACAUUUAUUGGUUCAUACAGGAAAGAGACCUCACAAGUGCUCUACAUGUAAAAUUUCCUUUACACACAAAAGCGCUAUGAAGAGACAUUUAUUGGUUCAUACAGGAGAGAGACCUUACACGUGCUCUACAUGUGGAAAAUCCUAUAAAACCAAAAGCGCUAUGAAGAUACAUUUAUUGGUUCAUACGGGAGAGAGACCUUAUAAUUGUGUAACAUAAUAUGUGGAUGGCCCCUUAAUGACUGAAAAUAUUAGUGUCUUUUUUCAUAGAUUGUACGCCUAAUUUUGUUUUCUAUAUCUUAAUAAAUUAUUAG
Molecule: messenger RNA, 1994 nt
Organism: Macrosteles quadrilineatus (aster leafhopper)
Lineage: Eukaryota; Metazoa; Arthropoda; Insecta; Hemiptera; Cicadellidae
Product: sialic acid synthase-like
Exons: 3
Coding region: 596-1900 (434 amino acids)
Biological process (GO): regulation of transcription by RNA polymerase II; carbohydrate biosynthetic process
Molecular function (GO): N-acylneuraminate-9-phosphate synthase activity; RNA polymerase II cis-regulatory region sequence-specific DNA binding; DNA-binding transcription factor activity
Source: RefSeq, a predicted model, not a curated record